CGCCUCAUUCAAUCGGAUCAGUCAUUUAUCUGUGGUUAGUUAUUGUGGUGGUGUGACCGCGUGAUCGCAACUGUCGUGAUUGUAAUUUCUGUGACAAUUUAAGAUUUCGUGAAGAAUUUUGAGUGAAAAUGGGCGACGUUCAAGCCGGUCAAAAUACCAAUACAUUCAUAUUGGCGGGGAUUACGAUUCUAUCAUGUGUAAUAUUACACUUUUUGUAUAAGACCAUCUUUGGAAGCGAGAAAAAGGAAGCGCAAACACAUGAGAAGGAGACCGAUUUAGGAGCUCCCACAGAAGAAACCGUCACAGAGACUACAUCCACCGAGGCGCGCUCUGGUGCGAAAAACAAGAAACGAGUGCCGUGGAAAGGGAAGACUGAAUACAGCCAUCCAUGGCUCCUAAAGAAUCUCAAGGGUCACCCCGGAACAGUUCUGCUAGUGGACUUCUCUGCCAACGGCAAGUUUAUGGCCGCUACCUGUGAUGAUGGUUCAGUGAUCCUUUGGGACAUAAGAGAUCUGAGCCAGAAGGAGCACAAGAACCUUCGUGUGAACAUUGAAUUCGACCAUGCCUCCCACGUCGCCUGGAGUCCCGAUUCUAAAGCUUUCAUCGUGCAUACUGUUCGCGAGAACCACAUCAUAGUUUACAAGAUUGAAAAGAAAAAGGACGGCACUAUCGGCUCCGCUACACCAGUCAUCACGUUCGACAAGGUUCACGAGGAAGAUGUGGUUGGUUUCGACAUAUCGAGCAAUGGGAAAUUCAUGAUGUCAUGUUCGUCGAAAACUGACAUGGUUAUAUGGGAUCUGAAAGGCCAGCAGUUGGAAAAGCUCGAUACAUAUUUAAUGAGCACCCACGCGGCUAAGAUAUCUCCGUGCGGUCGCUUUGUGGUCGCCACCGGGUUCUCUCCAGACGUCAAGGUUUUGGAAGUGUGCUUUACAAAAAACGGCGAGUUCAAACAAGUGACAAAGGCAUUCGAGCUGACCGGCCACUCAUCUGGCAUUUACGACGUUGCCUUCGACGUGGACACGUCACACAUCGCCACGAUAUCGAAGGAUGGCACGUGGAAGCUAUAUCACACAAAGAUCGAAUACGCCCGCGGAGAAUCGCCCCACGUGUUAGAAUCAGGCACGUAUACACAGUCGGCGAAUCCGCCGCGAAUCGCGCUCUCGCCUAACGCGGAGGUGCUCGCCGUGUCGGUCGACUCGUCGGUCGAAUUCUACGACACUUAUACCGGCAAGCUGUAUGACACCGUAGAGAAUGUUUAUUCAGGGUUAAUCAACUAUAUGAAAUUCGACGCGACCGGUAAAUAUUUGUUCGUGUGCGGCGACCGAGUCGUGAGAAUCUUCCACAAUGUCUGCGGAUACCAGACUACCAUAGACAGCUGCAACCGGCUGUUGAAGUCUAAGCAGACCUCGGCCACUGUGGAGCGCCUCAAUAAAACCAUACAAGACUGCAAGCAAAUUUUGUCCAAAUACGGUAAGUAACGCCAUCUGUGCGGCAAAUAUGACAUUAGAAUAAGUCUUGUGAAUUGCAUUUAUUUUCGUAAUAUUACUACACUAUUUUUAUAUUUAAAAAUAUGAAAUACUUUUGGUCACAAUAUUUAAUGUUAAAUAAUUAUGUAUUUGAUCUCAAAAUUGUUUUCUCGUAAAUUUUAAAAUGUUAGUUUUUAUACCAUUGUAAUACUAUGAUUAAUUAAUUGCAUUUUUUUUAUCAACACCGUUAUUAUGUCAAUCAUUGGUAAAUCCCAGUGUUUUAUUUUCACUUUUAGCCCACAUAAUGGGGCAAAACUGUUGAUUUUGUUUACUGACCUUUUGUUGUAAUCGGACACGUAUAAAAAUUAGGUAAAAUAAAGAUAGGUCCCCAGGCACCACAUGGCACGAAAAAUUUUAAAUAUAGGUUACUAAUGAUAUUUGACAUAAACAAAUCUGUAUACACCACGGUAUUCAAUUGCAUACAUUAAUAUCGACGGGUGAAAGGCAAAUUGUCCUAAGCGACAUUUUAUUUAAAAAAAAAAUUAACUACGUUAAACAAACAUAGAAAAACCUGCUUAUUUUAAAAAUGUAUGAAACUUAGUGUCGCAAAUAAUGUUGGUUAAGACAAUUAGCCUUUCAACCGUGUUUAUGUAUUCUUUAGCGUUUUGUAUUCAUCGUAUAAUAAAUGUGUAUUCCGUUGCCAAGUGCCAUCUAUCGGAACUUUACUUACCUACGUGUCCAUAGCAAGUAACAAAUCUCUUACAAACAGUUUAUAGUUGACAUUUGUUAUAACUUAACAUUCUUGUGUUGGUGCCCAUUUUCAUAUGUCUAGUUAGCUUAUUGUGUUACAUUACAUAUAAGUUUUUAUUUAAUAGAUACCUACAACAUAAAACCAUCUUAAUCAAUGAGUUUUUGGCACAACACAAUUGUAAUUAAAGGCGUAUCUAAUUUGAAUUUGUUAUGCAUUUAAUUAUAUAAAAAACAAUAAUAUGUUUAGUUUGCAAUGAAUAAUAUUAUUUAAUAAAACACAUUUUCAUUUGAUAUUUACUUGGCAAGUGCAUCGACUCACAAGGACUAUAAGAACAUACCUAUUGUUAUUUGCUUACAUAACCUGUUGUCUUAGUUUACACUGAGUUAUGGAAAAAUAUAUUUUUCUCGCAAUAACAAACAGUCGCAAAUGAAUAACAAACAACUCAUGGCGUAAUUGAUGGUGUUCCAAUAUUUAUCAUUUGUUAUUGUUUUUACAUCGAGUGUUGUAAUUUCAGUCAUGUUUGUAGGGAUUCAAUUUACAUGUCAUUAACUGGUUCCUAAGUUAACCCAGUGCUAUGAUUUAUUGUAUGUUUUAUGUUUAUUCUCAUUUCCAUACGAAUAAAAAUCACAUAUUUUUUUACAUUAUGUAUUUUUCAUAAUAAAUUUGCAAAUUAA
Manduca sexta (tobacco hornworm) is the source of this 2891-nucleotide messenger RNA. RefSeq names its product transducin beta-like protein 2 (gene prage). Gene Ontology annotation, cellular component: nucleus; endoplasmic reticulum. The transcript has 6 exons. NCBI's taxonomy places the organism in Eukaryota, Metazoa, Arthropoda, Insecta, Lepidoptera, Sphingidae. Gene Ontology annotation, biological process: endoplasmic reticulum unfolded protein response. Gene Ontology annotation, molecular function: protein binding; nucleic acid binding; exonuclease activity. The record is from RefSeq and is a predicted model, not a curated record. Bases 129 to 1478 code for a protein of 449 amino acids.